Molecule: messenger RNA, 1293 nt
Organism: Populus nigra (black poplar)
Lineage: Eukaryota; Viridiplantae; Streptophyta; Magnoliopsida; Malpighiales; Salicaceae
Product: protein VACUOLELESS GAMETOPHYTES-like
Exons: 1
Coding region: 118-921 (267 amino acids)
Source: RefSeq, a predicted model, not a curated record
UGUUUGCAACUUCUUUCUUCACAAGAAGUGUGCUGAGCUACCCCCAGAGAGCAAUCGGCACUUGCAUCCAAAACACACACUUCGUCUACUGCUGUGUCUUUUGAGAGAGCCAGAGACAUGGAGGUUGAACAUUUUAGCCACCCAGAUCAUCCAUUGAUCCUCAUUAAUAAAGUUCACGAAUAUAGUUGUGAACUAGUUAUUUGCUCUGGAUGCGAGGGACCUAUAUGGGGUCCUUGCUACAGUUGCACCUCUUGUUACUUCUUUCUUCACAAGAAAUGCACCGAGCUGCCCCGUGAGAUCAAGCGGCGCAUUCAUCGUAGACACCCUCUCCAUCUACUGGCAAAGUCACCAUAUGGAGGAGAAUGCUAUUGUAAUCGGUGCGUCAAAACUUGCAACAGUUUUGUUUACCAUUGUUCUUCCUGUGAAUUUGAUCUUGAUAUCAAAUGUGCUUUUCAACCGGGUUUUUUGGAAGUUGAUAGUCAGGCCCCUCAAUUUUCCCACAAGGAUCAUCCAUUGAUUUUGAAUGAAGAGCAAGAAUAUCAUGGUGAAGGAGUAAAGUGCUCCGUGUGCAAGGAACCAAUGUCGGGUCCUAGCUAUAGUUGCACUCCUUGCAACUUCUUUCUUCACAAGAAGUGUGCUGAGCUACCCCCGGAGAUCAAGAGGCACAUUCAUCCAGAACACCCUCUUCGUCUACUGCCAAAUCAUGAUACGAUGCGUGAUUUUUGCAACGAAACUUGCUAUGAGAGUUUUGUUUACUGCUGUUUUGUGUGUGAAUUCAACCUCCAUAUCAAAUGUGCUUUUCCACCGUGCGUUUAUGCAGCUGAUCAGGAUCAAAGGCAUCGAUUUAGACGCCUCCUGAAUCCACUUUCAUUAAAAUCAAUCUCCUUUCACUUGCAAUGCAUGUGGCACAGAUGGAGAUGACUCCCCAUUGGGUGCACUAUGUGCCACCUCGUGGUCCACAAAAAAAUGUAUUUCAUUGCCACGCACCCUUAAAACGGUACCGCACCACCAUCCCCAAAUCAUCCACACCUAUCAUCUUCAACAAUAGAUCAAAUCUUUAAAGAAGUACUGUGGAAUUUGCUGUCGGGAAGUUGACACAGAAUACGGAGUUUACUAUUGCCCGGACUGUGACUUUGUUGCACACGUGGAUUGUAGUAGAGAAUAUGGCGAUUCUUGAACAGAGAUUGUUGAGAAUUUUGAUAUUUAUUACAAACUUGAAAUCUUUUUAUGAUGAAAUAAUUUCAGAUACAAUUCAAGAUACAUAAGAGUAAUAAUAGAAGGAGAAUUUAGUAA